Messenger RNA from Funneliformis geosporum, 8343 nucleotides. NCBI's taxonomy places the organism in Eukaryota, Fungi, Glomeromycota, Glomeromycetes, Glomerales, Glomeraceae. The record is from the annotation of a GenBank genome assembly.
AUGAAUGAUAACGACGAUCCCGUGGAACCAGUUCCUCCAGUUCAGAAUAAAAGCAAAAAAAUAGAUAAUAAAUUUACUCCAACCUCCGUUGAUAGUAACGUUACUUUAGUGAAUAAUGACCGUUCAACUUGCAACCUUGAAGAACCAACUGUUCAGAAGAAGGGCAAUAAUAAAUUCUCUACCAAAGAGCAAUAUCAUAUCGCUCAUGAUUCAAAUGAACGCGUCACCAACAAGGAAUCUAAUAAAGAACGUUACCUCACUGAAACGGAAACAGAUCCGAUUCAGACUAAAUCAAAAGUUAGAAUGCGUGAAAAUGAACUAGAAAGAGAACAAAAAAAUGCUAAAAAAGUGAAAUUAUUAAAAAAUUUUGGACAGCUUUCAACUGUUUCGAUUCAGCCUAAAUCAAAAGAUGUUAGGAUGCGUGAACAUGAUCUUGAGCCACGAGAAGUGGUUAAAAAGGCAAAAUUAGUAAAUGAAUCUGAAGAUUCAGAAAAUCGACGCGGUUCUACAUCACAAACCAUUUCACAAAAUAAUAACAGUCUUGCUGAUAUUCACAAUGAUUCAUCAUCCUCCCGGAAUAAAUCUUUUCUCAAGAAGAGUUUUGACAUGAUCAAAAAUUUUAUUGGAUAUGAAGAUGUUCCAGAUGAUAAAACCGUUCAAGUCGUUUUUCAUGUGCAUUUACCGUUCCGUUCCGAGAAUCCUGUUAUAGUUGGUAAUAUAGAGGAGCUUGGUAAUUGGGAAGAACCUAAGGUUAAACUCAUUCAAUACAGAAAUGAUUAUUCGGAGCAUAAAUCUUAUUGGUAUUCAAUGCCUAUUCGUAUCCCGAUCGAAAGAUUUCAAUCAAACGCUGUUGAAUAUAAGUAUGCGGUGUCGUCUUCGGACAAUCGCUUGCAAUUUGAAGGGGAAGGACCAAAUGACAAUCGUGUGCUAGAAAUUCAACGUCAAAAAUUUGAUAUUUGGAAAAAUAACUCAAUCAAUAGUAUUAAACAUAUCACUGAUUAUAUGUUCUUGGAUGUGAUUUAUUAUUCCGUUACUUUAAAAAACAUUAAGGAUAUGAUUCUGGAAUAUAAUUGUAUCCUGAAAGAGUAUCGAAAAUUAACAUCAUCCGUAACGAAUAUUCAAUUUAUUAUCAAACAUGCAUCGGAAAAUUUUGUUGGUAAACAGCUUUUCUUAUGCUUUCUUUUAGGACAUAUUCGCGGAAGAUUUGAAUUUCCAAAAAAUUUUCAAUCAACUCCUUUGCUUCAAGCUUUAUUAGUGGUACAAUCAGACACAUUUCCAACCGAUAGUUGGCAUAUUGUAUUGAAAGGAAUUGAUCAUCUGAUUCAUCACAAUAUUAAUAAUGCUUUAUUCGGAUGGCUCAAAAUCUUUAACAUCGCACAAAUUAUCGAUCAUAAAUAUAAUUUCGUCGACAAAAUAACUUUUAGUAAAUGUAAUGAUAACAAAUAUAUCGAAGGUUGUUUCAAAUAUAUACUGAAGCGUAAAUUUGAUGAAAAUAAUCGUGUAAAAAUUAUCAAGUGGUUGAUGAGUCAAUGCAAAAACAUGAAAAUUUUAUCAAUCGUUUGGCAAUCUUCAGAUAAAACGGACGAUCAAUAUUUGGUAGAAAGGUCUGAAAAAAUUAUAUCUAAAGAUGAUCCCUUCGUUUUGCAUAAAACUUUUAGCGAGCUUCCUGAUGACAUUAGGGAUAAAGUCGCGAAUCUAUUUCGAAAAAGGGCACUUCAACUAUUAAUCAAUGUUCGUCGUUCUGCUACCUUGGAUGAUUCUCAAUCCAAAUCGAUGUCUGAUCUUUUAAAUUCUGCGCGUCUACAUUGGACGAAAGAUGAAUACAUUGUCAUAUUGGAAACUGUGUCAACUUUAGAAAAUUAUCAGUUAUUACGCUCGUUUUCAUCAUUCCUGAAAAAUUGGAUUGAAAUGACUAAAAAUAUUGAUAAUCAAAUAGCACAGAUAUGUAUUCAAUGGUAUAAAAAGUUUAUCGAUCGUACAGAUCACACAACAGCUCAUAAAGAAGAAUACGUAACCGCAGUUUUUGAGAAGUUGUCAUACACCUGUUCAGUAGUAAAGGAAAAAUCCAUCUUGGACAAAUUAAUGACGAUAACGUUCAAUUGCAUAAGAAAGUCCUCAGUACAAUCAAUCUUUAAUGUUACAAAUAAAGUAGUAAAAUUUGGCCCAGAAGCAGAACAUGUAUUUACAAAAGUUAUUUAUGAAAAGAUUGAAUCAAUGGAUCUAGAUUAUGAUGAACAGUUAUUAAAGAAAAUGCAAGGCAUUUGUGGUUGUACUGGUAAAAGUUUAGAGAUCCCAAAUGAGUUUUGUGAAACUAUCUUAUUUCACAUCUUGUCACGUUUGCAUAAGAAAUCUUCAAAUGUUUGUUCAAAAGUAUCUUUGCUUGGAUCCGCUAACUUCUGGAUUAUAAUUUUACGAGCGACUGGCAGUACCAAAAAGUUUCAUUCUCAUCAACUUGUGCAAGAAACAAAAACAACCAUUCUCGAUUUGGCUGAUAUGAUUAAAAAUUGUUCUAUUAAUAUUCAACUUCUCCAGGACCUACUUAAUCUUAAUGAUGAUGACCUAAAUUAUUAUUUAAAUUCUGCAAAUUUUAGUAGUGAAGAAAUCAUUACUAAGGAAACAUUGGUUAAAGUUCGACAGAAUUGUCACUCAUAUGAACAGAGAUUAAAAAUUCUGGGCGAUUUUUAUAUGAGGUUUUGUCCGUUACAAAAAACCAAGGGUGCGCAAAAUUAUUUUGAUGAAUUAAUAGAACGAAGUAACAAGUUGGGUUCAAUCUCACUAAAAGAAGCCUUAUCAGAAGAUCAUUGGAAUUUCCAUAAAGAAAUUAUAUCAAUAGCAGAGAGUACAUAUAGAUUGAACGAGUCUCGUAUAUUUUAUAACGUUUUUGAAAAACGUUUAAAUGAAGAAUAUAAAAAUAAAUGUGAAUACGACGAAACAAUAAAUGUUGAAUAUAUAGCUCAAAGGUUAAUGAAAUAUGUUUUAAGAGAAUAUACUGCUAGGUGUAAGCAAUAUAAAAAUUGGGAAGAUCUCAAAUAUUCUGAGGAAAUACCAUUUUGGUGUAAUAUUUCUAAUUUUGACAAUGAGAUUAGGUUGAUGGAAAAGUAUGGCAAUAUUAAAAUACGUAAAAGUAAAAUAUUCAUGAUAACGAUAGAAUUUCUUUCCAGGAAUAAGGAUUGGGAAGAACGUAUAGAAAAUUUAUCCAAGAUUAUCAAGAUUUUUGAUGUCAAAGAAAACUGGCUUAAAGGCCUGAUUCAUCACGAAGAUUUGGGCAAAUUAAGUAACUCCUUUAGUACAAUAGAUAAAAACUUUUCCAAAUUCAAUAAUAAUAGUUGGGCUUUUAUCAAAGAAUUGUCUCGUUCCGAAGAAUUUAUAGAAUUUCUAAAUGACAAAACAGAUGGCGAUUUGAAAAAUUUGAUUAAUAGCGUCGAUGAACAUUCAGAUACGCGAUUGAUCCAGGAAGGCACCAUUUCUUCGCUUAUUCAAGUUAAGCAGUCCAUACAACAAUUUAUAAAUAAUGCAAACUUAACUUUGGAUACAUUCUUAAAAGAACUAAAUGAUGUCGUCCAAAAUCCUUCUUUAACAAGUAAAUUAUCUUUAUGCAAUAGUAAUAUUAUGGCUUUAAAAAAUAUGUAUGAAUCCAUCUUUAACAAAGGUGAAGUUACAAAGGAAAAGAUUCAAAAUGCCGUGAAUAUUGGUACUUAUGAAUUUGUUAAAAUGAAAGAUAAUGAAGUCUGCAAUGUAGCGUUGACAUAUACCUCUAGAUCAGAAGCCAUGAGGUACAAUAUUAAUGAGUUACAGGAUUUACGAAGCAGAGCACUUUUAAUUUCAAAGGCUGGUGUUUCUUUUGAACAAAUUGAUGAUGACAUUGUUAGCAAAAUGGAGGAAUUUGUAAAGCAGGUGGACAUUGCGCAAAAUAUAAUUAUUGCAAUGAAAAAAUUGACACAAUUGGGUCAUUUUGGAUAUCGAAAGUAUAUUAAAUCAGCUAAAGGUACUAAUAAUUUAGAGGAAAUAUCAAUUAUAUUGAGGAAUGAUUUGGAGAUCUGGGAGGAUAUAGUUAAUCGAGUACAAGAAAAUUGUUAUUACCUAAAUUUUUAUCCGGCAAGACACGUAUUAGCAUUUUAUGAUUACUACACUAUCAAGAGCGAGCAAGUGGAAAUAACAGAAACUUGUCAAACGCUAGUGUCAUUUGUCAAUCGGAAAGCCAAAUCAUUGCUACGAAAAGGUCAAGAAUUUAAUUGUCAAAAGGAUAAAUAUGAUCAAGUUUUAAAAGAAAUUAAUGAUCGAUUAGAAAAAAUUUUUGGAACCCUCCAAAAACAUGCACGGACGGUUCGACCAGUUCCAAAUUGGAAAGAACGCGUAAUUUCAGAUACGGUAAAACGUGGAGAGUUAUUUGUCGCAGCUUGUAACAAUAAAUCGAAAGUUCCUAAUAUAAUAAUGUCAUUUUAUGUCAAUCAUGAAGUUUAUCCUGAGCCUUGGCAACUUUUGAUAUGUAUGACAUCAACUACUGAAGAAGAACUUUCAAUUUUUAUCAAACGAUGCUUUUUUGCAUCAAAAAAUGGUUAUCAAGGACAUUUAUUCUGCAUUGCGAAUUUAGAAUUACUAGAUUUCGAAUUGCAAUAUUAUCUCGUAAAUAGGAUUAGGUUUUUCAUGGAAAGGGUGGAUAAUUAUUUUUUAGCGUUGAUAUGCUGUUCUGAAACUGGCAUGCAUCAUCAUAUCUUGGACCAGUUUUCUGAAAAUGUUCACGCUACUGAUGGACUUGGCGCCGUAGCAAUGAAGACUAUUUAUCGCGAAUUAUGUCAAAAGGUUAUGUGUGUAACAUCAGCAUUAUCUGGACAAGGAAAAACACAAUUCAUUAAGCAAAUGAGUUCUGAAAAUGGCAAAAGCUUGGUUCCUUUUCUCAUUAAUGAUGGAGCUAGCUAUAAUUCACUUAUUAGGCAACUUAAAAAUUCUCAUAUUCAGCAGGUUUAUGAUAAUAUUCAUAUAAACAUUAUAUCUACUGAUAACCCUGUAGACGUUAAUAUGUUUUUGUUUCAAUUAUUAACUUUUGGAAUUGUUUCAAACAACGAAUAUGUUACAAGUCUUCCAGAUACCAAUAUUUUUAUUGAAAUAGCUAAUAACCAUUUACUCGAAUCCCUCCCAUUUAUUAAUUGUUUGAAAAAUACACAUUUAUUAUGGGAUAUUAAUAACUUGAAGGUUUCCGAGAUAAUACAUAGUCCAAUUCAAGUUGUUUGUCGUUAUUUGGAUCUUUAUGAUAAGAAGAGGCUCGACAAAGAAAAUAUCUUUUUCCGACCAUGUGAUAAAAGCAUUGAUCAGAAAUCUUGUCGACAACUUUUGUACAAAUAUUUCUUUAGCAAGAUUGACCCUAAUAUUUUAUCUUUUCGCUUUUUAGAAAUUUUUGUAAAUUUUCUUGCAGACCAAUUAAAAAGAUUAUCAGGAAGCCCUUUCUUCACCGUUAGCAAUUUAAAAUUUAUGACAAGAGAUCUUAAUAUUCGAUCAACAUUGUUUAAUAUUCUACUUGAUGUUUCAAAUGAUUUUGCUACAAAAUCAAUCAAAACAAAAUCUGCACAAUUGCAAGCCAUUUCAAACAAAGCCACAGACGAAGUAGACCAAUUAGAAAACCUUGUUCAAUGGGAUGAUUCUAAUCAUCUUUUGGUACUUUUUAUGUCUCAAUCCCCAGAAUCGAUUUGCACUUUAUAUCGAGACAAAAAAGUAGUUCCAAAUAAUGUUUUAAGUUUGCUGGAGAGUCAAAGAUGGAAAGUCGUAGACUAUCAAACCAUGCCUUCGGAAGAAUUAUUAUUUAUUUUGGAACGCUUGGCUCGACAUACGAUGUAUGAAAUUAAGUAUCAACCAUAUGCUUUAACGGCGGAUAAUGUGUUGAAAAUGGCAUUGAUGUUGUUGAGAACACGAGCUAAUAUUCCGGUAGUUAUAUGUGGAGAGGCAGGAUGCGGAAAGACAAGCUUAAUAAGUUUCCUGGCUAAGAUGGUGGAAGUCGAAUUUGACGCACUUAACCUUCAUGCCGGUAUUACAGAACAAGCUAUCAAAGAUUUCAUGAAAAAGUCUGGUAAAAAAGCCAAAACUAGUGAGAUAUGGUUAUUUUUUGAUGAAAUAAACACUUGCAAUCACAUAGGAUUAUUGGCAGAUCUUAUUGCUCAUCGAAUGUUUGAUGGCAAACAAAUUCAUCAAAAUAUUCGGUUAUUUGCCGCCUGCAAUCCAUAUCGUGUUCGGAAGAAGGGUGUCAGUAAAGUUGGAUUAAAACCAAAAAAGAUUAUAUUCAAUCAACGAAAUACUCUUGUUUAUGAAGUUAAACCCCUUCCGGAUCAAAUUUUAGAUUACGUUUGGGAUUAUGGUACACUUCAAUCGAAAGAUGAAAAGAUUUAUAUUCAAAUUAUGGUACAAAAGGCGAAAUUAAAUCCUGUCUUUGCGAAAUUAUUAUUCGCAUCACAAGAAUUUAUUCGUAAUGUCGAAGAGCAUUAUAGUAUCAGUUUGCGUGAUGCUAAAAGAGCCAUUAAAUUGGUUGACUUUUUUUAUAAAAGUUUUCAAACGCGUCAAAGUGAAAGAAUAAAUUAUUUUGGUUAUUCUUCAGAUAUUGUCAUUCGAUCUUAUGUUUUAGCAUUAGGUUUAUGUUAUCAGUCUCGCUUAUAUGAACACGAGUUAAGAAGAAAAUAUCGUGAAAUGAUAUGUAAAAUAUUCAGUAAUAUGAAAGAAUCCGAUUUUAAUGAAAUAAUAAGAGAUGAACAAAUGGACUAUAUGAAAAGAAUGACUUGUCCACCAAAUACUGCAUUCAACGAAGCAUUAUUGGAGAACGUACUGGCUGUUAUCGUUUGUAUAAUGUGUAAAAUACCACUCUUCAUUGUCGGUUCUCCGGGCUCUUCAAAAUCACUUGCGAUCAGACUUGUGCAUCAGAAUCUUAAAGUUGGUUUGGCCGAAACCAGUCCUUAUAAUCCUUUAAAAGUUCUUCACUCAUUGUUGGAGCCAAGUUAUCCAGCUGAUGGUCCUACAGUUUCAGUGAUUGGAAUAUCAAAUUGGCGUCUGGACAACAGUAAAAAUAGCAGAGCAUUAUUAAAGUUAAUUUCUGCAGAUCCACCCCUUUUAAAUAGAUUCGAAAAACAAAGGAUGGAAAUAAAUAAUAUCCUCAAUAAAGACGAAAUAGAAUUAGUCAAUCAACUGAGAGAAUGGACGCGGCAAAUGGCAACUGUUGCAAGUACAGCAGAAACAUCUUAUCACAACUUUACUAUAGAGGAUUUAUUUAUAGGCUUUAAUGAAGAAGAAACAUUGCAAAGCUUAAUCAUUGAUACCAAGAAAAAAGAACCUAGAAUAAGCGAUGAGGAAAUACUUGAAAAAUGCAAGGAAAAUUUAAUAGCAAUUGCUACAACAGAUGGAAUGGUUCGAAUCGAGAGAUCUCCAUUGGAUUUUGAAGAAAUUCAAUAUUUGAAAAACGUUUAUUUCCAAGUUCAGCAUCAUGAUGAUAUAGCAGAUUUUUUCCAAGACUUGUUGCGCGGACAAAUAGUGAAUUUCAAUGGUCAUUUGGUCAUAAUUAAUACAUUUUCCAACAUUAACGCAGAUGUUGCAUCCAAUUUAAAUGGAAUCACAAGGAAUAUCACAAAUCCUAUUCUUUUACACGUAUUUUGGUGGAAAUCUGCUAGUUCCACUUUGGCAGCAUUUCGACUAAUUCACAAGUGUCCUUUGAUCCUCAAUGAGAUUAUUAUUAAUGAUGAUGAACUAGCAUAUGUAGAAAAUUUAGAACAACAAAUUGUGGAUGAAGUUACUAGUUUAAUGCUUAAAAAAUUUGGUAAUGGUAAAGAAAUUGUUGAAUUACAAUUCGAAAUUAGAAAUGUAUUGAAUCUCUGCGAAAAAUUUUCCAACUUUAAAAAGACCGAAUCUUUUCAAUUGUUACGAAUUUGCAAUGAUCUAUUAUCAACCGAAUCAAUUCCACUGAAGAUCAUUAAGAAAAUGAUCAAGACUAAAGGAAACGAAGAAAUAUUUUCAUCAAUGUAUAUUCGCAGAAUCUUUAAGAUUCUUACCAACUUUAAAGGCAUUGAAUCAAAAAAUAUAUUAUUUGCAAAGCAAUCUUUUAUCAUGAGGAGUUUAGAGAUUAUCCCAUUCGAUUCACCUUCCAAGUUAGAAUUUUAUCAUACUUUAUUUUUAGAAGAUCCCUUCCCUCUUAUGGGACAAAUCAUUAAAAGUAUGUUUGAAGAAGAAAGCAAAAACAAGCCUUUCGAAUUCUUCACGUGGUUAAAUAAUCCUAAAAAGAUGUUAGAUAUACCAUUAUUUGGAAUGAUAAAUACUUGUAUCGAAGAGAAAGGCUGUCACUCUUCAAUAGCAGCACUAUUCUGCGACCGCUAUUGA